Cooperia oncophora is the source of this 2073-nucleotide messenger RNA. The record is from the annotation of a GenBank genome assembly. NCBI's taxonomy places the organism in Eukaryota, Metazoa, Nematoda, Chromadorea, Rhabditida, Trichostrongylidae.
UGUGGACUGGAUCCGCCCUCACAAAAACUUUCUGAACGGUGUGGCGAUGUAGCACGUUCUCUGAAAAGACGAGUGUUUCUGGAAAUGGAUAAUAUUGACGAGGCGGCAAGCAUUUACCGUGCUCUGCGAAAUGGAAAUGCAGCCGACGCAGCUGAAGAUGCUGAGGCUCUCCUUGGCGACGAAUCGAAGUCGUGGCGCGAUCUCGUUCUUAUUGCAGAGUUGAAUAUUGCUUUGUCAAAAGAUGCGACAUCAUUGCUAGUGAAGGCUGCAAAGUUGAAUCCACGUUCAAGUCGCGUCUUUUUCGUGCUUGGGAAAACAUUACGCCGUAAGAAUCCAACCAAAGCUCGCUCAUGCCUGGAAAGAGCAGUGAAAAUUCGACCGACGAACGAGGAAUACGUCAAGGAAUUGGACGACAUGUAUGAAGAAAUAGAUGAAUCAACAGAGCAGCGACUGAAUCUGCUUAACACCUUGGGAGCCUGCAAGAAGCCAAUGUGGUUGAGAAGGCGACUAGCUGUACUCGCAAAGAUCAAGCAAGACUGGGACACUGCUAUCGGUGAACUCCAACAAAUUGUUAGGCAUUUGCCUGACGAUAUUCUGAGCUGGGCCUCGUUAGCGGAAGUAUAUUCGCAUCGCGGCAAUUUGCAACUAAUUCAAGUUCUGAUGCGUAUGCAUAAUCUGGAAGGCGCCGCCGAACAAUGCACUAAAUGGCGUGCAACAAUUAGCCAAAAUUCUCAACUAACAAGUGCCGUCGACAUCUUGGAAGCGCAGGUUCAUCUGCGUUUGUUCGGCAGCACACUCGGUAGUGAAAGGCUGGACCAUUUGAGAAAGGUUUUCAAUCUACUAGAUGAUGUGAUAGCAGGACGGCCCCGUAUAUCGUUAGCUUACAAGCUAGCCGCAGAUGCUCUUCUUCAUGCUGUAAAGUUCAAGAGUGAACUGUUCGUGAAGCUUGAGAUCCCGCCAUCGUGGUCAAUUUCCUGUCGCCUGUCUGCGGUUCGGUCAGCAGUCAUGUUCUAUUCAGUUGCCCUUGAUCUGAAUCGUGAAAAUGCAUGGGCAUGGAAUGACCUGGCUACUGGUUUGCUAUGUCUGGCCAGGCUUGACAAGUCUGAGCAGCAUUCGGCAAAGGCGCAUGAGUGUCUACGAAAAGCGAUGAGUUUGAGCAAAUGUGCUCAGAUGCGUUCUCAGCUGUGGACCCUGAUUGCUGAGGCAGAAAGGUUGUCAACAUUGGCGAAGGGUGCCGCACCUAAUGAUACGAUGUCAAUUGCUCUCCAACAACAUUACCUUGUUCGUGCGCUUCAACUGAACAAAGCCAACGACGAGGCUUGGCUGCGUCUGGCUUUGCUCUACUACACCAAUGGAGCAAUGGUCGAAGCUCAUCUUACCAUAGAAACAGCUCUCAAGCAUAAUCCACAACUUGCUGAAGCGUGGUGUGCCUGGGCGCUAAAAGCCGAGUCAGAAGGUGUGGGUCACGAAGCAAUGGAUAUGUUUCGGCACUCUAUUUCCAUCAAACCUGUGGCUGUAGCUGUUAUGAAGUAUGCGGCGUUCUUAUGUCAGUCAUUACGUGCGAAAAGUUUCGAUCCAGCCACUGUUAUGAUCGAUUUCAACAAGAACACUUUUGCUCUGAAGAAUCCUUCUAUAGAUGAGUCGGACUCCAGUGACAAGGACCUCUUGCUGCACAUAGGUGUACUUGCGGAACUGUUUGGCCAUUAUGAAGAUGCAGCGCAAUGUAUAUCAGACAGUGGGCAUGAGGGUCCGCAUUUACAGAGAGCACGCAUGAAGGCUGGUCAGGAUGUUCAAAAUCCUUCCAAAUCCCUGGAAAUGUUGGCAAACCUGUGCUCGAAGUCGUCUGAGGAGCUACUCAAUUUGCUCAAAGAGCAUCAGCCAUUAUACAAAAAUCUAUUCGAGCGUCUAAUUGCCCCAGAGGCACAAGGACUACAGGAGUUAUAUGCUUCCUCUGCCAAGUCCAUAUCUGUACCGCUUGUGGUUGCUUGCAAUACUUGGCGAUUUGAGCGUAGUGCGUUUGGUGUGGUGUUGAGGGAACGUUUUUUUGGAAAAUAUGUGUAUUUAUCCGAAUGA